Messenger RNA from Emericellopsis atlantica, 987 nucleotides. Its product is annotated as DASH complex subunit Spc34. The coding region runs from base 253 to 975 and encodes 240 amino acids. The transcript is spliced from 2 exons. Gene Ontology annotation, cellular component: DASH complex; spindle microtubule. Gene Ontology annotation, biological process: attachment of spindle microtubules to kinetochore. NCBI's taxonomy places the organism in Eukaryota, Fungi, Ascomycota, Sordariomycetes, Hypocreales, Bionectriaceae. The record is from RefSeq and is a predicted model, not a curated record.
GGAGUGAGACGGUUCACACCGUGCGACCCCACGUUGCGUAGCCCAGCCCAAAACAUCGCGGGGGGGGGGGGGGCGCAGCUCGCCGACGCGGUUUGUUCUCUUUGAGAAUCCCAUUCUCUACUACGUACGAUUCGUACGACAGACUUUAGUGUCCCGCCAAUACUUUCCGCCAGAAUUGCUGGUUUCUGAACCUUCACUGAAGACACUGUUUCGUUUCCGCUCUCAACGUUGCGCGUGACGCGUCCAGCCAAGAUGUCGGUCCUCGGCUCGCAUCUCGACCAAAUGUCUGUUUGCUGCCAGGGCAUCGACAGUCUCCCGUUCCCACCCCCCAAGAUCUUCACCGCCGCUCUACUCUCCUCACACGACAUCACUUCCCUCAUCCGCGACACAGAGUCCCACGAACGAGCACUCUUCUCGGUGCCACCUCCACCUCCGCCGCCCACAAGCCUUCCCAAAGCCAAGACAGACGAUGAACCUAGUAGCAAGCGUCGUCGUACGGUGUUCAAUGUGGCGCAGGGCGAAGUCACCACCGGACCCCCCAAUGCGAACAGGAGGAAGCACACCGCCGUGGCCGCCGUCCUGGGUGGUGAAAUGACAGAGAGCCUGCAACGGGGCAAGAGCGAGGUCGAUGUGGAGGUUCUCCUCAAAGGUGCUGAGAAGCUAUGCAGCGUCUACGAAAUGCCUGGCGCGCGAGACCGCAUUAACGAGCUGCGCGGACGGUACAGAGCUGGCAAGGGCACACUGGGCUACUACGAGGGCAGGGUAGCAGAACAGGCAGCGCAGCUGGCAGAGUACAAACAUGACUGGAUGGAUGACGACGAAGAAGAAGAACAAGGGGCUGAUAAUGAUGUGUGGACCGAGGACGAUCUGCGACGAGAGGAAGAAGAAGCGCGGGAGCUGGAGGGCAAGAAAAGGGAGCUGCAACGGCGACUGAAAACCAUGGAGAAGGAUCUCGGCGGUUUAAUGAGCAUUUGAAGAAAAAAAAUG